This is a messenger RNA of Lottia gigantea (owl limpet), 1130 nucleotides long. RefSeq lists its product as hypothetical. Bases 130 to 486 code for a protein of 118 amino acids. Gene Ontology annotation, cellular component: nucleus; cytoplasm. The record is from RefSeq and is a predicted model, not a curated record. Gene Ontology annotation, molecular function: protein dimerization activity; transcription regulator activity. Lineage: Eukaryota; Metazoa; Mollusca; Gastropoda; Lottiidae. The transcript is spliced from 3 exons. Gene Ontology annotation, biological process: negative regulation of transcription by RNA polymerase II; circadian regulation of gene expression; cell differentiation.
AAACUCGUGAUCGACAGAAGGAACAUCAUUCACUGCUUCAGUGUUCAUACCAACUACAUCUAUCGUUAUUUUAUACUUCUGUGAUUUUUUUCUGUGGAUUAUUUUCUCACUCAUCUCAACACUACAAAAAUGAAGGCUGUUGUAGAAGCUCGUGUUCCAUCUGCCGACUUAGGAAUAAAAUCGCUCAAAAUCUCCAAGGGAAAAUUCGACGAUGGGGCCGAAAUGACGGCUUGUUUCCACAAACUCAAGGAUUUAGUACCCACCGUGAAUCCAGGACAAAAAUUAUCCAAAAAGGACUUAUUACAACAUGUUAUUGACUAUAUUCUCGAUUUGGAGUUAGCUUUGGAGUUCCAACCCAUCCAAUUUUCACCCAUUGGAACUACUUGCAGGACGCCAUUAUCAGAAAAGCCAGCAUCCAACUCCAUAUUAAAAGAGAAUUCAUCGUACAUGGAAACAGAUAUUGAAAUGCGACCUCCAUCGAAAUAAAUUGAUUUCCCAAUCUUCUCGAAGAAAGAAAUCGUUAUCCAUAUGUAACUAGUCGACAAGGAGUAUAAUCCAAUGUCCGUCACAUUCAAAUAAUAACAUCACAGUUGUCCAGAUAACGACAGUCAUUGGUAACACGUCACGUCCGUCACGCCUGUGACAUAACUUGACGUUGCUCUGAUAAACAUUUUCCAACAAUAAAUGGCUCAACAAUCCGAGUGUCAUCCGCAUCAAUAUGAGGGAAAUUCGUCGUUUCGUAUGUGAAAAUAACAUUUUUUGCUUCGAUAUGUGAACUUCUUGAUAUUCCAUUACUUCAUCAUACUCGGACUCGUAUGUUAAAUGUGUGAUUGGUGACUCGAAAUGUGUGUCAAAAGUGACUCCCAUCACGGGGUAUAUUAUUAUUAUGUAUGAAAGUUAUAUAGAGUAUAUUAUAGAGAAAUUUUAUUUAGAACUAGUGUAUGAACGACAUGAAUGUGUACUAUUGUUGUCCUCACUUUAAAAGACAGUUUUGUUACUUUUCGUUAGUGUGUUGUUUUUGUAUAUCUGUACUGAUUUUUUUAAUGUAAAAAUAUUUGUUAAAAUUAUUAUUUGUUAUAAGACGUUAAUGCCAUGAAAUGGUCAAAAUGAGAAAAAAAGAUUCAAAAUAU